GGGCCCGGAUCGGAGAUGGUGCUGGAUCUCAAUGUGGAGUCGCCGGCGGACUCCGGCACGUCCAGCUCGUCCGUCCUCAACUCCGGGGACGCCGGCGCCUUCCGGUUCGGCCUGCUCGGGAGCCCCGACGACGACGACUGGUCCGGGGAGGUGGCCCCGGCCGCUUCCGCGUCCGCGUACGUCACUCGGCAGCUCUUCCCCGCGACGGCGCCCGGGCACGCCGCGGCCGGGAUGAUGAUGCACCCGGACCCGGCGCCCGUGCCGGCGCCGGCGUGGCAGCCGCGCCGCGCCGAGGAGCUCGGCGUGGGGCAGCGGGUGGCGGUCCCGAAGAAGACGCGCCGCGGGCCGAGGUCCCGCAGCUCGCAGUACCGGGGCGUCACCUUCUACAGGCGGACCGGCCGCUGGGAGUCGCACAUCUGGGAUUGCGGGAAGCAGGUCUACCUAGGUGGCUUCGACACCGCGCACUCGGCCGCCAGGGCCUACGAUCGCGCGGCGAUCAAGUUCCGGGGCCUGGACGCCGACAUCAACUUCAAUCUGAGCGACUACGAGGAGGAUCUGAAGCAGAUGAGGAACUGGACCAAGGAGGAGUUCGUGCACAUCCUCCGCCGCCAGAGCACGGGCUUCGCCAGGGGCAGCUCAAAGUACCGCGGCGUCACGCUCCACAAGUGCGGCCGCUGGGAGGCGAGGAUGGGCCAGCUGCUCGGCAAGAAGUACAUAUACCUCGGGCUGUUUGACAGCGAAGUCGAAGCUGCAAGAGCUUACGACAGGGCAGCCAUUCGCUUCAACGGGAGGGAAGCUGUGACUAAUUUCGACACUAGCUCCUACAACGGGGAUCCACCACCAGACACCGAAACUGAGGCGAUCGUUGAUGCGGAUGCCCUUGACUUGGAUCUGCGGAUGUCGCAACCUCACGCGCCUGAGUCGAAGAGGGGCAACAUCAUGGCCGGUCUCCAGUUACCUUUCCCUGAAUCUUCAAGCGCGAUGGUCAAUCAGCCAAUGAGCUCAUCUUCCCAGUGGGCUGUGCAUCAACAUAGCACAGCGGUACCACCUCAGCAGCACCAACGCUUGUACCCAUCUGCUUGUCCCGGCUUCUUCCCCAACCUACAGGAGCGGCCGACUGAGCGAAGGCCCCCUGAGUUGUUGGUUCCCCAGUCAUACCCCGCGAGCUGGGGGUGGCAAAUGCCGGGCUCCUCCCACUCUCCGUUGCUCCACGCUGCAGCAUCAUCAGGAUUCUCUACCGCCGCCGGUGCAAACACCAGGCACACCGUCCCGCCGCCAUUCCCGGAUCACCGGUUCUACUAUCCCCCGUCCGCCUGAACCAGGAUGGCGGAAGCUGGUGUGGUGUGCGCGCCUCGCCGUUGGUACCCAACCGUUGUGAAUUUAAACCAGAGAGACAAAUCCCAAGUUUGUUUGGUGUCUCUGCCUCGCCACGAAUACUACUCUGUAUUACGUCGUGGCUGUUGAUUAUUAGAUUAUGUAUCUGUUCAAGCUUCUUCUCCCCGAUCAGCUGGGGAAAAACAUCCAUAUGGCAAACAAACUCAUGCAUCAAUGACAAUCUCUUCAUCCGCUUCCAGGAUGGAGUAGCAUGUUUAUGCUUAA
Lolium rigidum is the source of this 1599-nucleotide messenger RNA. RefSeq names its product APETALA2-like protein 2. Bases 16 to 1317 code for a protein of 433 amino acids. Gene Ontology annotation, biological process: regulation of DNA-templated transcription. The transcript has 10 exons. Gene Ontology annotation, molecular function: DNA binding; DNA-binding transcription factor activity. NCBI's taxonomy places the organism in Eukaryota, Viridiplantae, Streptophyta, Magnoliopsida, Poales, Poaceae. The record is from RefSeq and is a predicted model, not a curated record.